UCUUUAUUUUCCUCUAUAAUUUACUGCGAAGAAAGGAAUUUUAAUAUCACACGAACUAUAGCUUUCUAUAAAGGUGAUCAAUUUAUAAUUCCGUCAUCGAUGUGUGACCGAACGUCUUCUCAGUCAGAUUGUCAAAGAUUUCACAUAAGAGCAUUUACAAUUGCAAGCAAAUGUGAAUGUUAUUGUCCUUACGAUGCUAGUACUUUUGGCUUUGAUGCUGGGUCCUGGAGUUGUAGGGAAAAUAUUGCAUUCCGAAUGCAAGCAGGGUGCACGUACAAGUUCCGAUCCGAGCAUGAUAGUUUUCCCAUUCAAGUGUGGGAAACACUACGGCAGCAACCACAGUUUAUAGUGAGUCUACCCUCGGAUUCUUGUAAGAUUGACAUCGCAUCAUCAAGAUACUUGAAUUGUGAUGGUUCUUGGUCCACAUUGGGUUUGAACGAGAACUCUGAUGUUUUUCAACUACUACGACUUCCACGAAACGAUAAUGAACCUCACUGGGAUUACGAGCUUAAGAUAUCAAAAAGCUCCCUGGCUGGAAGGGUUGUCCGUCUUCAGUGCUACUGUACAACCCCUUCACAAUCGUCUUGUGUUUUAUUUAAGAUCGCAGGAGAAAUUAAAUGAGGUCCCGUUGUCUUACGGCGCUCUCCCUCAACUCCAAACCCUGGAAGCAAUUUAACUAAGUCCUCAGGUCCCAGAAACCAGACGCACCACGGUCAUCAAAGUGGAUCAUCAUCAUCAUCACCGGGAACGAUAGCAGCUGUUGUCAUCAUCGUAAUCCUUGUCGUCAUACUAGCUGCAGUUAUUGGAUUCGUUUUGUGGAAGGAAAAAAGAGGUGAAAAUGUAUUGUUAAUGGACAAAAUGUUGAGCAUUGUAAAAAGGGCGCCCUCGACUUCAUCAACUUCAGCGGUAGCUGAAAAAACAGACGAAGAGGUCUAUACAGAAAUACCUGACCAUCUAACACAAACACAAACACCAAGACAAACAGUGACAAAAACAGAUGUGUUGAUUAGAACGACUGGAAUCAACAACUAUGCUUUUAAAGACCCUCUUCCUCAACCAAUUUAUGCUUUGCCAGAAGAACAUUAUGCAUCGCUUAUACGCACCUCUCAGAUUUCGAUGGCACAAGAGGAACCCCUCACAGAUGAUGAGGGGUACUUGGAACCGAGGCAAUUUCCUGAUUAUGUUGAGUUUGAAGGCUCUGAGGAACAGGUUACAGAUACCAGGAAUACAGAGAAGAAGACAACCAACAUUGAAAAAGAACAGGAUCAAAAUGAACAGCGAAAUUCUUCUAAUGGAGGUGGUGAGGAGAGCAGUGAUGCUGCUGUUGUCUAUGCAUGUGAAAACAAGGAAGGGACCUCCAAAGCCACCAACAGCGCGGUCUAAUGAUGAUGAUAAGGAGCAGGAUAAGAAACAGCAUGAGCAGCAAACUUCUUCUAAAAGUAGUAGUGAGGAGAGUAAUGCGACUCCUAUAAUAGACCUCUUUACCUUGGAGGCAAUGUUUUAGUUCCAUUUCAGACCACGUGUCAUUUUUCUAGAGAAUAAAAUUCUUUAUUUGAUGCGCAACCUUUAAACCGAAAUUCUCUACUUUCCCAUAGCCCAUAAUGCUUUGGACCUUGGGGGAAACCAAUCAAAAAAAUGUCCCAAAUUGAACGUACUUCAACUGAAUAUAUACAAUGCCUGCUCUAGCUUAUCUGUACAAUACUGAUUAUCAGUUUAUUCCGAGUUAAUUUUGCACGUUCAGAAUAUCAAGAAGUUUGGUGUUACAGAAAAUGUAUUAUACGAAAAAAUAUUUAAAAUUUACUUAAACGAGGUAUUUACUUCAAACGAGGUAUUUUCAACAUUGUCUGAACCGCGUGCGCUUUUUGUGCGUGGUACCCCCAAAAAACUGCAGAGUAUUAUGGGUAUAGGAAAGUAGAAAAAGACGAUACUCUAAGGAAUGACACGUGGUCUGAAAUGGCAAAACAUUAACCCCUUAUGCUAAAGAGGUCUAUGCAUGUGUAAACAAGGUACGGAGAAGUUACCAACAGCGCCGUCUAAUGAGGAUGAUACAGAGCAGGAAAAGAAAUUGAAAGCAUGCGCAUGAACAGUAGACUAUGCAACGGGGGUGGUGAGAGGAGUAGAGUGACGCCCCUUUGUGCAUCCAUAAACAAGAAUAGAAAACUUCCAGCGUCACCAACGAGGCCGUCCACUGACGAUAUACUAUACGAUAUACUGCAAGUUAAGCUUUAUAAAUGUUAACGCAUGCAAAUCAUACGCAAUAUAAUUUAGCAAGCAUCGAUUUUAAAGUACAUAUAUCAUUUUUAUAAUUUUAAAUUCCUUUUUUAUACUGCCGGCAUUUAAAGUCAUCAGUAGCCUUAUAUAUGUAAUUUCAAAUUAUUUGUAUUCUAUUUAUUAUAUUCUUAUGUAUC
Actinia tenebrosa (Australian red waratah sea anemone) is the source of this 2408-nucleotide messenger RNA. RefSeq lists its product as uncharacterized. The record is from RefSeq and is a predicted model, not a curated record. Lineage: Eukaryota; Metazoa; Cnidaria; Anthozoa; Actiniaria; Actiniidae.